Molecule: messenger RNA, 1971 nt
Organism: Penicillium coprophilum
Lineage: Eukaryota; Fungi; Ascomycota; Eurotiomycetes; Eurotiales; Aspergillaceae
Exons: 3
Coding region: 1-1971 (656 amino acids)
Source: RefSeq, a predicted model, not a curated record
AUGGCUGACGACGAGGAGCGCAUCAAAGCCGAGAAACUGGCCGCAGCCAAGAAAAGGGUGGCUCAGCUCCAGAAGAAAAAGAAGGCCAAGAAGACUCCCGCCACUGAAGCGGACACACCCAAAGAGGCAGAGACUCCGAAAGAGGCAGAACCUGCUGAAGAUGCCCCGAGCCCAGAAACACUGCAGGCAGACGCCCCCGCGGAGGAGAAGCCAGACAUGCAACAUCAGCCUGUCGCGCAAUCAGAGGUCACAGCCCCCGAACAACCAGAGAAAUUAGAAGAAUCAAAUUUGCAAGCUACCAAUAUGGAGUCUCCUACCGAACCGAUGCCUCCUGCGCCCACAUCUCCCGACCCAGAGGCCGAGCCGUUGCCAGUCCGACUCGAUACACCCCGCGCCAGUCACGGCCGACAACCCUCGCUGUCAAUCCAGUCAAAGAUGCGCUCAUCUUCAUUCCGCAAGACAUCUGUCUCACAGGGCAGCGUCUCCCCCUCUCCGUCUGCUGCGACCAAAUCCCCCGCACAAUCAUUACCGCCCCUAACCGGUGACGGGGAGUCGGUCCAUGAGGUGUUCCGGAAACAGUCUACUAAGAUCGAAGAGCUUGAGAAAGAUAAUAAACGAUUAGAGAAGGAUCUCGCAGAUGCAACUUUGCGCUGGCGCAAGACUGAGGAACAAGUGGAGGAUCUGCGGGAAGCGAGUGUUGAUGGCGCAGAGCUGAAGGAGCAAUUGAAGAAAGCAGAGGAGAAGGCUGCAAGCAUUGAGUCACUGAAAGAGGAAAUUGCUUCCCUCCAGCGACAGAACUCACAGCUUCAGACCCGAUCACAUCGAAACACUAGUACAACAGAGUCACCACCAGCUGACCUUGUUCGUCAGCUUGAGUCCAAGUCAGCCACUAUUGAGUCCAUGGAGUUAGAGAUCUCAAAUCUCCGCGCCCAGGUUACCUCCCAGACGUCUUCUAACGAUGCACACGAGUCUCAGGUCGCAGCGCUAGAGGAGAAGGUUUCAAAGAGCCAAUCAGCACUAGAACAAUCCCAGCGUGAGCUGGCAGACACGAAGCAGGCAUUGACGCGGGCCUCCGAGAAAGCAGUCAAGGAAGGCGUUGAUAAGACAUCUACCGAGACGCUAAUCCAUAACCUCCAGCGUGAGAUCGAAGAACACAAAGGCGAAAAAAGUGAACUGGAAAAAAAGAUCGAGACCCUAGACAAGAAACUCCAGGCAAUCGGCAAUCUUCACAAAGAAACCGAAGCCCGGCACCAAACACGGUUACGCGAGAGCGAGAAAUCCGAGAAAGAGAUUGCUGUCAUGCGGAAAAAGAUCGCCAGCAUCGAAAACGAGAAUCUCCGCCUACGCGAAGAGAGUGAUCGGAUCCGGACUCGCCAGGUCGGUGGUGGUGUCGACGAUGACGCCCUGGAUGAGCUCGAGGAUGAAGAACGCCAGCGCCUUGAGCGUCGAAUCCGCGAGCUGGAAGGCGAGGUCUUCGAUCUGCGCCGCGGCGUCUGGCAAGAGAAGCGCCAGGAGAUGGAGCACUACCCAGAUGACGGACCCAGCCCUGCCUCCGGUGACACAGCCAACGCAUUCGACGACGUCGAUCUCAUCGGUGGAAGACCCGACCAUGCCCGUCGCCGCAGCAUGGCCCGGAAUCAGCACUCGUCUUUCUCCACGGUGCUGUCUAGCGGCUUUGCUGCCUUCACAGGUGCUGGCAACCGCGCCCACGCUUCAUCGUCCAAUCCGCCCCACCCCCCUGCUACCCGUGGUAGCCUCGAGCUUGUAUCCGAAGAAAACUUUGAUGACGAGUUCGACGAAGAUGCAUUCGCGCGUGCGCAGGCUGAAGAGGAAGGCCGCAAACGUGUCGAGUGGAUGCGCGAUAUCAAGAGCAAACUGCGUGACUGGAACGGUUGGCGUCUGGAUCUGGUCGACAGCCGUGCCGGUGCAGAAGGUGCUGGCGUAGGAAUGGGCGAGAUAUUUGAGGUUUAG